CUUUGAUAUCAUCAGGCACACCUUCACUCAUAUUAUUAAAGGGAGCGUCCUCGACCAUCUGUCUUAGCGCAUUUACCCGCUCCAAAUAGUUCUUUAUCGCAGUGUAUGAGCGGGCGGGACGAAGUUUGUAACCGGCUAUCGAUCACCGAGACUAUGUCCGACGUGCCUGCACCCGUUGCAGAGGGAAGCGCAUCUCGCCCAAGGCCAUCGAGACGUGGAGGCCGAGGCCGUGGCAAUCGCAAUCACCGACGCCCUCAGACGCAAACCACAGAACGAUCUCAGGAUCCACAACCGUCUACUCAGCAGUCGUCACAAGCUCAAUCUACCCAGAAUUCACCGUUAGAUCCUUCCACCGAUGCACCACGCUCUCGCAGAGGACCACGGAGGGGAAGAGGGGGAGGUCGGGGUGGCGGUGCACCCUCGGAGGGUACUAGUCGUCGACAGAGACAACGAGGCGGAGACCGAGGGACAACCAGUACGGGCAGACGGUUCGAGGGACGUUUAACGAAACCAGAACAGGCUCCGGAGGACGAACAGGUUGAUACAGCAGUGGGUGCGAAUGAUCCAGGAUUGAGGGCCGAUGCGCCUGCAUUUGUGCCAGGAACACAGCCAGAACAUGCCCCCAACGAGCCCACUCCCUCGACUACUUCUGCACCCACAAAGAAGAAGCCUAAAGCUAAGAAUACCCCGCCUCCGCCGCCCAAAGUUACGACAAAGUCAAUUGCGCCCGAUAUCGCCACUCGCAUUCAUGAGGAUAUUGCCCAUAACCUUUAUGAGUGUCCUAUUUGUACCGGAGAGCUGGGGAGGAGAUCGCGUGUCUGGAACUGUGGGUUAUGUUGGACGGUCUUCCAUUUAAGUUGUGUCAAGAAAUGGUCGAAAAACGAAGGUGCUGCUGCGCAGGACGCUGCCCGUCGCCAAGGAGAAGGAGACCCGACUACACCUCGAGCCUGGCGCUGUCCUGGCUGUAACCUUCCCCAAGAAGUGUUUCCAUCAAGUUACACUUGCUGGUGUGAAAAAGAAGUUGACCCGCGGGCGCUUCCUGGUCUUCCACCACAUUCAUGCGGACAGACCUGUGCACGACAGCGUAAAGGCUGUCCGCAUCCGUGCGAUGCGACCUGUCAUGCUGGGCCCUGCGCACCAUGUACAGCUAUGGGCCCUACUCAAGAUUGCUUUUGCGGUAGAAAUUCGUCCACCAAGCGUUGCCAGGAUACCGAUUAUGAAAAUGGAUGGAGCUGCGGGGAAACUUGUGGGGAUCUUCUGCCGUGCGGCGAACAUACUUGCCCUCGGCCAUGCCACGAGGGUCUCUGUGGUGACUGCGAGGAGAGGAUAGAGGCUCGCUGCUACUGUGGAAAAGUACAGACGGAGAUGAUGUGUAGUUCAAAGGACGAGGAAAUGGACAGUCAAAUGCUGCACGAUAAGGAUGGUGAGAAGAGUCAUGUUGAGGAUUGGACUGGUUGUUUUAAUUGCGGAGACCAAUGCAAUCGCCCCUUCGAUUGUGGCGUUCACUUCUGCCAGAAGGGUUGUCAUCCACAGGAUAUACACUCUGCCCACUGUCCAAGGUCACCAGACGUCGUGCUUCAUUGCCCUUGUGGUAAAACGCCAUUGACCGAAAUACCUGGAUAUACUCCCCGAAACUCUUGUGAGGACCCGAUUCCCAACUGCUUGGAGGCUUGUGGAAAAAUUCUACCAUGUGGACAUUCAUGCGACAAGGUCUGUCACAUCGGUUCUUGUGGGCCUUGUUUCCGCACAGUCCCCGUGACGUGCCGUUGCGGACGCAACUCUUUUAUGUCCAUUUGCCACCAAGGUACUCUGGUGCACCCUCAGUGUUUCCGCAUCUGCAAGGCCGGCUUGCAUUGUGGUCGCCAUGCGUGUGCUGAGCGGUGUUGUCCCGGUGAACAGAAGGCGGUUGAGCGUCAGGCUCUGCGGCGAAAGCUCAAGUCUCAUCUUCGCCCAAGUGAUGAAGAUGUGGAGGCCGAACAUAUUUGCACUCGGGUGUGUGGCCGCAUGCUGAAAUGUGGGCGGCAUACAUGCCCCGAACUCUGUCAUAAAGGACCCUGCAACACCUGUAGAGAGGCUGUCUUCGAGGAGGUCUCGUGUAAUUGUGGUCGAUCUGUUUUGUAUCCGCCUUUACCUUGUGGGAUCCAGCCGCCGCCAUGCUCUGCCCCGUGCGAACGCCCGAAAUCGUGCGGUCAUCCCCAGACACCACACAACUGUCACACGGAUGAAGAGGAGUGUCCCAAAUGCCCCUAUUUAACCGAGAAGAUGUGUUUGUGUGGAAAACAAAUGUUGAAGAACGUGCCCUGUUGGCUGGCAGAUGCGCGAUGCGGCCGUAUCUGUGGCGCAACGCUCAAGUGUGGCUCUCAUACCUGCCAGAAGAACUGCCAUCGCCCAGGCGAUUGCGAAGAUACUUUGAAGCCUUGCCAACAGCCAUGUGGAAAGACCAAGACUAUGUGCGGUCAUCCAUGCACGGAACCUUGCCACGCGCCUUAUCCAUGCCCGGAGAAAACUCCUUGUUCCUCCAUGAUCACGGUAACAUGUGGUUGCGGACGACUCCGUCAGGAGCGUCGCUGCAAUGCAGCGAAGGCUGUGGCAUCAAAGGGACAAUUGCAGCAGCCACAAAGACUGCCUGCUGCGACUCCAUUGACAUGUGAUGAUGAAUGUGCGCGGCUCGAGCGGAACCGUUCGCUGGCGUCUGCGUUGGGAGUUGACAUUAACCCGUCAACAACCGUUGCUCAGAAUAUGACAGCCACGAACCUUCCCUACUCAUCUGAAACCCUGGACAUGUAUAUCCAGCUAUCGUCCUCCGCUCCUUUGUCUACCCUCCAAUCAUACGAAUCUACCCUUCACUCAUUAGCGGCCAAUCCAACACAACGUUCUGUACGGUUUCAACCGGCAAAGUCAUCUUUGCGGGCGUUCGUGCAUUCCCUCGCAACUGACUGGGGCUUCGCGAGCGAGAGCUUUGACCCUGAACCUCACCGACACGUGUUUGUUUUGAAACCUACAGUGUGGAACCCUCCUCUUCUUGGGAUGGGCAAUGGAACAGCGAUCGGAGUCGGCGGCAUGAGUGUGAGUGAAUGUGUUAAACUGCGCGAACGCCAGAGACAGAAAGAACGUGAAGCCCAACGCCUUGCAGCGGCGGAAGCAAAGGCCCAACGGGAAGCCGUAAAGGCCCAGGCAAACGCCGCCAACGAGGGUGGAUGGGCUCAGGUUGCCGCUUCACGACGAAGCAACCCCAGCACACGAAGCACGACCCCGAAUCCAGGCACGUCUGCCCGGUCUGGCUCGAUGUUUGCAGCUCUCGCUGGCGAUGAUGGGAGCACAUGGGGCGCUCCCAAAAAGGAAAAACUCGUUCUUCGGUCAGGAGUAGGCGCCGGGAAACAGUUGCGAACCCCACAAGCCGCAACUGAGGUUGUUGAUAGUUGGGAGGAGGAGGAAGAAAAACAAGAGCAGGAAGAGCGUGCUCGGGAGCAGGUACAGGAGCAGGUACAGGUACAGGAACAGGAACAGGAACAGGACGAUGGGCAAGGAAAUGUUCAGAAAGGAACCUCCGAGAUCGAAACUACAGAGACUGGAGAAGCUAUUGCUACUUCUUCAGUGGUGUGAUACCGAGGCGUUUGGGACUAUGAUUAAUGACUGCUUAUGAAUGUUUUCAUCUCUCCUUUUUUCCCUACGGCAUCAUGGAUGUGGUCCCAUAUGAUAAUGGUGAUCAGAUUAGCGUGCAGGAUUCGCAUCAGUGGCGUGUUUAACAAAGCGACUCGGAAGCUUAAUAAAAAAAGUUUGAUAGA
Aspergillus caelatus is the source of this 3785-nucleotide messenger RNA. Its product is annotated as putative NF-X1 finger transcription factor. Gene Ontology annotation, biological process: negative regulation of transcription by RNA polymerase II. Bases 106 to 3603 code for a protein of 1165 amino acids. NCBI's taxonomy places the organism in Eukaryota, Fungi, Ascomycota, Eurotiomycetes, Eurotiales, Aspergillaceae. The transcript has a single exon. Gene Ontology annotation, cellular component: nucleus. Gene Ontology annotation, molecular function: DNA-binding transcription factor activity, RNA polymerase II-specific; zinc ion binding; RNA polymerase II transcription regulatory region sequence-specific DNA binding. The record is from RefSeq and is a predicted model, not a curated record.